Striga asiatica is the source of this 1986-nucleotide messenger RNA. The record is from the annotation of a GenBank genome assembly. Lineage: Eukaryota; Viridiplantae; Streptophyta; Magnoliopsida; Lamiales; Orobanchaceae.
GCUGGUAAAGUGUUGCAAGGAAGAAUGAACCCAUUUGCUUCUUUUGAAGUUCUUGUUCUCUGUUUAGGAUUCUCUCUCGUUGGCUGCUCAGCAAUUCCGAAAAAUGAAGGCAAGUUUUUAGGGCAAAUGCUCAAUAAUUCCAUCUUCUCUUCAGCUGAUGGUUUAAUUGCUUUCAAGAGAGCUAUUAUCGAGGACCCCUCACUAGCUUUGUCCAAUUGGAGCACUGUAGAUUCAAAUCCGUGCCAAUGGUACGGCAUUUCUUGUUCCACGGCUGGUGAUCAUGUUCUUGAGCUAAAUAUUUCAGGGAAAUCUUUAAAGGGUUUUAUCGCGCCAGAGUUGAAGAAGCUGUCAGGUUUACAACAAUUAGUUUUGCAUGGGAACCUGUUGAUGGGCUCCAUACCUAGUGAGAUUGGCUUAUUGAAGAACCUCAAGGUUCUCGAUUUGAGAUCAAACCGGCUAACCGGGAAAAUUCCACCCGAGAUUGGGAACUUAAGCAGCAUCCUGAAAAUAAAUCUCGAAUCCAAUGGGUUGAGUGGAAAGUUACCUUAUGAGCUUGGUAACUUGAAAUACCUUGAGGAGCUUCGAUUGGAUAGGAAUAGGCUAAUGGGAACAGUGCCUGCUCGUAAUAGCUCGGAUAAUGUUUAUGCUUCCAGUUCUCUUGGAAUGUUUGCUUCAAAUGGAACUACUAUGGGAUUUUGUCGAUUCUCUCGACUCAAAGUAGCUGACUUCUCAUAUAAUUUCUUGGUUGGAAGCAUACCCAAGUGCUUGGCAUAUCUUCCGAGAUCAAGUUUUCAGGGUAAUUGCCUGCAAGUCAAAGAUAUCAAGCAACGGUCAAUUGCACAAUGUGUUGCUUUUAUUUCGGGUGGUCCUCCCCCCACAAAAGCCCAUGCAGAAGUGAUGUCCAAGCCAUUGCCUACUAAGGAGGAACCAAAGCAUAAAGUUCGUUCAUCUAAACCCGCAUGGCUUUUGGCCCUUGAAAUCGCGACUGGAAUUAUGGUGGGCCUAAUAUUCGUCAUUGCUCUCUUUACUGCCGCACGAAAGUUUAAGAAGAAACCUUCGAACAUCAUCGGAUGGAAGAAGUCCUCGAGUUCUAAGGACAACUUGAUGAUUUACAUAGAUUCCGAAUUACUUAAGGAUGUGACGAGAUACAGCAGAUCAGAACUCGAAGUAGCCUGUGAAGAUUUCAGCAAUAUCAUUGGAUCUUCUCCCGAUAGCAUCGUUUAUAAAGGCACAACAAAAGGGGGGGCCGAAAUUGCGGUUAUAUCUCUUUGCUUGAAAGACGAGCAGUGGAAUGGCUACCUCGAGCUUUAUUUUCAGAAAGAGGUUGCGGGAUUGGCAAGACUGAAUCAUGAUAAUGUGGGGAAAUUNGGCGAAGCGUGUCAAUUCUCUUGGACACGGCGCAUGAAGAUUAUUGUUGGGAUUGCUCGGGGUUUAAAGUAUCUUCACACAGAGCUCGACCCGCCAUUUACUAUAUCCGAACUGAACUCGAGCUCGAUUUAUCUGACUGAUGAUUUUUCUCCCAAGCUUCUCGACUUUGAAUGCUGGAGAACGAUCAUUUCAAGAUCAGAAAAGAGCUCGGGCGCCUUAAGCAAUGAAGGCUCGGUUUGCAUUAUCCCGAAUUCUCUAGAAGAACGUAAUAUCGAUGUCCAAAGCAACACUUACGCGUUCGGUAUGCUUUUACUUGAGAUAAUCAGUGGCAGACUUCCAUACAGCCAGGAUAAAGGGUGCUUGGUCGAUUGGGCUAAGGAAUAUUUGGAGUUGCCAGAAGUGAUGUCGUAUGUGGUGGAUCCCGAGUUGAAACACUUCAAUUACGAGGAACUGAAGGUGAUAUGUGAGGUUGUGAUCCUAUGCAUUUAUCCCCACACGAGCACACGGGCGUCCAUGCGGGACUUGUGCGCGAUGUUGGAAAGUAGAAUUGACACGUCAGUGUCUGCGGAUAUCAAGGCAUCCUCGCUGGCAUGGGCUGAGCUGGCACUUUCGUCUUAA